GCGGCGCGGUGGGGCCCAGUGCUCACAAAGCGGCGCGGGCAGGCGCAGGGCUGAUGCGUUGCUGUGGGUUCGCUCAGCCUCAGAGGCGGCAGCGCUGAGGCGCAGGGUGGGGAGGACCGAUGGCGGAGGCGGGCGGCGCCGCGGCGGCGCCCGACAUCGACCCAGACUUCGAGCCGCAGAGCCGGCCGCGAUCCUGCACCUGGCCCCUGCCGCGGCCUGAACUGCCGGCGGAGACGGGCGGCGCGGCGGGCGCGGCGGAGGAGAGCGCUGGCAGCGCGGCGCCGGGGCCCGGGCGGACCGAGGGGGCGCGGGCGGCGGCGCGGAAGGGCGGCUCCCGGCGCAACGCCUGGGGCAACCAGUCCUACGCUGAGCUCAUUAGCCAGGCCAUCGAGAGCGCCCCCGAGAAGCGGCUCACGCUGGCGCAGAUCUACGAGUGGAUGGUCCGCUCCGUCCCCUACUUCAAGGACAAGGGCGACAGCAAUAGCUCCGCCGGCUGGAAGAACUCUAUUAGACAUAACCUGUCCCUGCACAGCAAGUUUAUUAAAGUUCAUAAUGAAGCCACAGGGAAGAGCUCUUGGUGGAUGCUUAACCCUGAGGGUGGUAAAAGUGGCAAAGCACCAAGAAGAAGAGCUGCCUCCAUGGACAACAGCAGCAAACUUUCAAAAGUCAGAGGUAAAGCAUCUAGAAAGAAGCCUCCUCUCCAGUCUGCUCCAGAAUCUACUGCUGACAGUCCUGGCUCCCAGUUCCCUAAGUGGCCUGGGAGCCCAUCCUCAAGAAGCAAUGAGGACUCUGACAUGUGGAACACAUUCCGGCCUCGAACCAGUUCCAAUGCAAGCACCAUUAGUGCCAGGCUUUCUCCUAUCCUGACAGAGCAGGAUGACCUCCAUGACGAAGAGCUACUUCCUUCUCUGGUGUACUCUAGUGCAUCCAGCAAUGUUCCACCUACUGUGACUGAGGAGCUUGAGCUCAUUGAUGGGUUAAAUUUGAUGUCUCCCAGCUCAUCUGUGUUAUCUUCCCAGCAGUCUGCCUCGAGUGGUCAGAUCCAGAGAGAUUCCAGCUUUUCGUUGCGGAAUGCAGCUGGUCAGACCACUACUUUUGGCAAUUCCCUGUUUAAUCCUGUUGAUAUCUCACUACAAAGUUCUGUCAGCCAUUUCUCUUCCCCUCAGAGCUUAGAAGCUCUUCUGACAUCCAGCUCUCCACCUCCGAGGGAUGUUAUGAUGACUCAGGUGGAUCCAGUUCUCCCGCAGACUGGUAACAGGAUGAACAGCCGAACUCUUCUGCUUCUAGGUGGACAAGCUGCCCAGAGUAAGAUGAGCUCAGGCAAUCCACGAGGGAAGCCUACAGAGCAGCAGGCAGAACCAGUCAGUGCCAGUGUUUUGCCAUCAACACUUUCUAUAGUAACAUCUCAGAAUACUGCCAGCAUCACCAGUUUGAAAGCUCCACUUUCUGCAACAACUGCCCAGUCAGUUCAGCUGGGCAGUCCACUGCUUCUUUCUUCUGCUAGCCCUGCUCCGUUGGGGUUGAACCAGGACAGGCUGCCCAUUGACCUGGACAUUGACAUGUACAUGGAAGACCUUGAAUGCGAUAUGGAUUACAUCAUCAACAGCGAACUUAUGGAUGGAGAAGGAUUGGACUUUAAUUUUGAACCCAUUCUGUCUACUCCCAGCUAUCCCAGCACCUCACAGGCCUCCAACCAUACCUGGGUACCAAGCUAACUUCAGGAGCACAAAAAGUGUCCUUCAGGUUUGAAGAUAGGGUUCUGACUUCACUUCCCACCCUGGCAGAGAAAAGAAUGGAGCAUGUUGGAUUCGGUUUCCCUGCACACCAUGCCUUGGGCAGAAGGGGCUGCCCACCUGGGAAGACGGGACAACUUGCAUCUCGCUGCAACAGGAAUAGCUUAAAAAUAACAAUCCUGUUGUGUGUCAUGGCUCUUCCUACAGACCUACCCUGUCUUGAACCAUCUGGAGAGACUCUGGGCUGUACAUGUCCAAAGAGGAGCACUGGUAAAAACCUUGGCCAGAAGACUCUGCCAGGCACUAGCGUUUUCCCAUGUGAAGAGUUGGGUUUGCUGGAGGAAUCUCUCAGUGGCUAUCCUCUCUCUGCUAUGGCAGCAGGUCUCCCCGUGCCUCGGGCUGGUGGAAGGUUGUCUCUGCUCUGGGGGCAGAGUAAUUGGAUGUUUUGGUUAAGUCACCAGAUUUGCACUUAGUAUCCCAUAGGCUCACAGAGGAAUUGGAAGGAGCUCACUGGUGGAAAGCCUGUGGGAAAAGGGUGCACUGUUUCAGGGCUUGGUUUCAGUGUUUCAGUGUGCCCACUCUGGAGCAUCCAGCAUCAUGCUGCAGGGAAGGGUGGUGAUUGUGGUGUAGAAGGCUUCCUCUUGUCCACCUGAGUGGAACAGGAGAGCAGAGUUUUUCACUGUGCCAUCUGAGCCCCAUUGAAUCAGAAGCAUGUUUCAAGAAGUCCCUAUGCUGUUGUCAGCAAUUUCCUGAUACACCAGGCUGCUGUAAAAUAAGCACAGGUGCUAAUAGCUGUUCCUGGGACAUCAAAAUAUCAUUUUGGGUUUGUUCCUGAUCUGUCUUGCUACAGCAGAAAAAUGGAAAGCCUGGGUGUGGCCUUAACAGAGCCCUGGUUGCUUUUCAGAAGGGCAUUUUCUAUAGAUGAAAUAUUUUUGUACUAAUCUGAGAACUUUCUACAGUGAAUAUGAAGCCAAUGUUAAAUGUGUCCCCAUUAGGUGUAUUAGGCAUCUCUCCCUCUGAGAAGGUACCAGCGACAGACUUGUUUUUCAGAGCUGUAAUAGGAACAAAUACAUUUGAUGUUUGAUAAUGUAUAUGAUCGAGAGGAAAGAAUUGGCAGGUCCCCAUGGUUUCAAACCACCUUGGGGAAGACUUGUACAUUAUUGUAAUCUAUAUGUAAAAGUAGCUGAAAAUUACAUAGACGCUUUUCUAAACCUUUUAAAAUAUAUAUUAUAUAUUUUAAAUGAAAAUGAGAAUGUUGGAUUAAAAAACCAAAAAACACAAAAAAAACCCACAACAAAACCCCCCACAAUCCCACAUUCCCUUCAUCUGUCCAUAUGAUACCAGGUAACACUACAGCAUGGGAGGGAACAGGCCUAAGGCAUUUUGGGCCAAGAAGCUGAAAACGUGAUUGGAAAGGCAGGAAGGGGCAGCCCAGUGUGAGUGGGGAACAGCUGCUCUCCCCAGACCAGGCAGGAGGUGCCUGCAUGGCUCUGAAUUCAGCCACAGCCACUCAGCCUCCUUCCCGACUGGGCUGAGAGCAUGAUAUGAGGAAUGCUGAUCAUCAGCAGCACUAUCAUUCUCAGCUCAUCACUUCAUUAGCUGGGCAGUAGCCGAUACAUAGGACAGAUUCCCUAAUCUGCUAAGAAGAUGGUGUGGACUGGGUCAUGCUUAGGUUGCUGACCCUCUUGGUAGGCUUAUGAAAGGCAGGAUCAGUUGUAUUUGGUAGCUCCCUUUUUGGUUUCUGCAAGGUUUUGUUUUCUUGGUGAAGCUUCUGCUUCUAUGGGGGGACUUGAAGACUGUAGGCCCACCCUUAGGAAUGUGCCUGGGAUCCUCCCCUGUCUUUUUGUUCUUGCAGGCCAGAAGCUAGGAGUCAGGAGUUCAGUUCAUUAGGUGGUGUAUCCUGUCUCGGGUGUUUGCAGUGGCAGGAUCUAUGCGAGACGUGUUUUCGUGAUGUUCUGAUAGACUUGGUCUGGCAGAAAGUCUUUCCAGUCCUUUCCGAAGGUUUGUAUCAUGCAGUACAGUGAACCAUACUGUUUUACCACCUCAUCUGCUCCCUUUGCAUGGGUUUAAUUUCAUUUUCAUUUGAGUGGCAGUGGGAAAAGUGGUUUGUCUGGUUAUUUGCAACAAGUAGUCUUCAGCAGUCUUAGCAUGUUGUGCCAUCAGAGCCUUUGAAUUGCUGGAUAACCUUUGCUUUGAAGGCUGCCUCCCUGGCAGACCUCAUGGUGAUACGUUUCUAAUUUACCCACAGUCUGCAUGUCUGGUAACACCUCAUUGUAAAAACAAAAAGGCAGAGCCUAAGCAGGAACCCCAGGCCUUGCGGACUGGAGUCAUGUACUGACACUCUCACUGCAGUUAAUUCAUGACACAGAUAGAUACCCUUCCCUCAGUGACCUGAUGGCAUGUGCUGCACAGAAGAAUCUGUGGCUGUUCUGUGCUGCAGUUAAUAGAUCUGGAGGGAUUUGUGUCCCUUGGCACAUAAUAUGCCACCUUGUCAGCUUGGGCCCUGCGGGAAAAUGAACCCCAUCAUCUCCAGAGCAAGUUAACUGCUAGUGCUUCAUGCCACAUAUCAAAGGACAAGACACUGGUGUGUGUGGUCAUGUUACCUGAAUCUCUAGAUCAUUUCCCAUUAAAAUGGAGUCCAAAGCAAUAGGAAGGACAAUAGCACCUAUUCAUUGGAUUUUUUUUUUCCCCCAUAUUCCCAGUCUGGACUCCUGGGGACAGUGUUGGAGACAGGAGCACCUCUGGCUGGAAUGUUGCUGUAGCAGUGUGCUGACAGCGAUGUCUGUCUUGCAGCAGUCUGUACAGAUGCUCUCUGUCUCCUCAACACAACAGGAGCGAGCAGAGGCUGAGGAAGUCUGAGAGUGCCCUAGUGCUGAGGAUGGUGUUCAGAGACUCGUGGUGCUCCCAGAGUGCUCAGUAAAUCAUUAAUAUAAUGUUGCAGGCUAAAGCAGGCAACUUGGUUUCUCGUUUCUGUAUGUGUAGCAGGAUAGCUUGGAUCGUGGACACAGAGGGCAGGGGUGCAGAGAAUUCAAGACUUCUCCAGCCCCUUCUGAAAUCACUUCUGUUUCACAAACCUUGAGCUUUUCUAGGCUGGGAUAUUUCCUUAUAGGACACAGGAGACUUUACAUUUGCUGAACUGCUGCUUGCUGAAAGGCUGAACCUGGCUCAAUACUUCUCCACUUUCUUGUAUUCUUGCUGAAAGUAUUUGAUGCUGACUGCAGCUGGAUUCAGGAGUGUGUCCUGGAUGAUCUGCAUCCUACAGACCCCAUGCCUGUGGGCCAGUGUUUGCUCUAGUGAAGGGUUGGGCUGGGAUGUUGAGAGCAUCUGUGAGCUGGCUGGGGAGGGAAGGGGACACUGACAUGGGGAGCGAUGCUCCUGGGUAAGUGCCUGAGGGCAGUGUGCAGGGGACUUAUGUUGUGCUGUGUGGGUUUUCCUUGUCCUCACAAAGCUUGGGUGACAAGUUUAUUCCUCUCCAGAGGAUCAGUGCCAUCUUCCAUGGUGUGAAGUCACCAUGCAGCUCUGGCCUGCAAAGGAUUUGGGUAACUAGGCCUGUGAAGCCUAGUAUGAGGCAGACUUGUUGCCUUGAGUUACACCUGGUUUAGCAAACUGCUUAAGCCUUCUUUAUAACAAGUGCAUUUUGCUCUACUCCCAGCUUCCUCUCAGCUUGGGAUAUUGAAAGCUUCUUGGAACCCUUAAUUUUCUUUGUUGGUGUGUCUAAACCCAUGUCAUCCCCUACUCUGUGCUGAGUAAAACCAGCUGUCAGAUCGUUGUGGUAAGCAGGAGGAAUGAAGUGUUUCAGAGCCCAAGUGCAUUCAUAAGCUAGUUUCAUACCAGAAGCAAGUAGCACUAAUCAGCUUUUCCAAAGGAAAUGCCUAGAAAGCUGUCACAUAGACAAUAAUUUCUUAAUUCUCUCACUUAGUUGCAUAUUUAUAGCCACACUCCAAUGCUUCAGGGCUAGCGGUGCUCCGAGAAUGAGAAACCUGUGUCUGGUGCCACAGGUACAAGUGCCUUGGGAGUGAUGGCCUGGAUGUCACCACAAUAAUACUCAAGCUUGGACCCAUGAUAAAAAAAACCCAACAGGAAAUCAAUCAGCUCUGGGGCAAGAACAUGCACAGGGGUAGCUUGCUUAGGGUUUGCCUCAGUUGCAAGGAAAACAUGUUCUAAUUAAGGUGGGGAAAAGCCAGCAAGGGGUGACUCCUGAAGCCUGGAAGAUCUGUCCAUGUGAAAGCUCUGUAGCACAUGGCAAUCCAUGACUGUAGUUGCUCGCCCUUCAAGAAAGGGAUCCCCUCUAUUCAGUAGCUUUUAUGUCUCUCUCUGCAGCCAGUGUGUCUGUGGGUGAUGGAAAACCAUCUCUGGGUGGAAUCAAACCUGCAUCCAGGAUUGUGGUGUAGAGCAGGGAGGAGAGGCAGCAGGAGCUACAGGUCAGAGAGCUGAUGGUGUUGCACUGGUGUUCUCUAGCUAAGGCAAUGGUAUGGUGUGUGGUAGAAAGGGAUGUUUGCAGCUGGUGCUGUGUUCUCCAAGGUGUCUUUGAGAGGUUUGGCUACACAGAGAUAGGUCGCUGCUCCUGAAAGGAGCUCUGUUCACUGGGCCGUGGGGCUGGUUCUGUGAAAUGAUGCUUGCAGCACAGCAGAGUCUUCACCGGGUGUGAGCCCAGAAGGGUUCCUGCACUGCUGGCACAGACAUUGCUGCACACAGGGCAGCACCGCUUGCGGUCAGUUUCCAGCAUCCCCCUGCACUCCUGCACCCACUCCUCACCAUUCUGUUUUUUGCAUAGAAAAGUCUGGUUCUGUUUGCUCCCGGGAGCAGCAGAGCCCUGCCCUGCCGUGGGCUCUGGUACCUCUGUGCUGGCAAGGCAGUAGAAUGGGCUAGACUAGGGGAGAAUGUUUGACAAAUAAAAACCUGUAAUCCUCACUGUG
Molecule: messenger RNA, 6649 nt
Organism: Melopsittacus undulatus (budgerigar)
Lineage: Eukaryota; Metazoa; Chordata; Aves; Psittaciformes; Psittaculidae
Gene: FOXO4
Product: forkhead box O4
Exons: 3
Coding region: 120-1715 (531 amino acids)
Biological process (GO): regulation of transcription by RNA polymerase II
Cellular component (GO): nucleus
Molecular function (GO): DNA-binding transcription factor activity, RNA polymerase II-specific; RNA polymerase II cis-regulatory region sequence-specific DNA binding
Source: RefSeq, a predicted model, not a curated record